Dicrocoelium dendriticum is the source of this 607-nucleotide messenger RNA. The record is from the annotation of a GenBank genome assembly. Lineage: Eukaryota; Metazoa; Platyhelminthes; Trematoda; Plagiorchiida; Dicrocoeliidae.
UGCAGGUCCUUCGGUCUGUUGCGACCUACAUCUGGUGACGGAUACGGAAGAAUCUAUCUCCCAGAACCGGACGAAUAUUACGGGCUUAUAGACGAGCGUGCGUAUCAUCUCGUUCUAAUGGCUCUCGGAAGAAAAAAUGCAACUCGCCUUCCUCCAGAGGUCAAUCGCAUUCUCUUGGUGAAGAACCUGCCAUAUAAUAUAUCAGCUGAAGAAAUGUACGAUAUAUUUGGAAAGUACGGAGCGAUCCGUCAAAUCCGGGUAGGAAACACCCCAGAAACCAAAGGCACAGGCUUAGUCAUCUACGAGGAUAUUUUUGAUGCAAAAAAUGCUUGUGACCAUUUGAGCGGAUUUAACGUCUGUGGCCGCUAUCUCGUAGUGCUAUACUACUUGCGCCAUAAACAAUUCAAGAAAUCUGAUGUGGACAAAAAGAAAGAGGAGCUUGACCGUUUGAAGGCCAAGUAUGGUCUGAACACGCCAAAAACUAAAUGAAUAGUUGUUGCUGCUUUUUCCACAUCUGCUUGUACAGAAUUUGACCGUUUCUUCAGGUACCUUCUUUUUGGCUUCAAUAAAACAAUAUACAGACGCUUCUAUUUUUCUUUAUUGUAAC